Molecule: messenger RNA, 599 nt
Organism: Meloidogyne enterolobii
Lineage: Eukaryota; Metazoa; Nematoda; Chromadorea; Rhabditida; Meloidogynidae
Source: the annotation of a GenBank genome assembly
UGCCUUAUCAGGGAUGUCACAGGUUGGGAGGAAAAUGUAGGGACGGGUUUUGGACCGGGGUUUCGAAAAUUCUCGGAUUUUUUUACAAAAUGAUUAGGAAUUGGUUGGUAAGCUAUGGCAUGUCAGGGAUGUCACAGGUUUAGAAAAAGCCGGGUCGGGUCUUGGAUCGGGUCUAUCUUUUUCGGAAAUUUCUCGGGCCGUGUUUCAGGUUUCGGGUCUAAAAUAGUCUGGGUGACCUUCUCUCCCUUAUAAAUCUCUACCUUUCAGCUGUAGCAGAGGGUUCUCCAUCUUCUCGAGUGCCAGAAGCUGCUCUGAGUCGUUGUUUAAAGCUGAGGGGCUUAAACUUUUCUGACAAUAGAACAGACCGUGAAUGUUUGCGAAAAGAAUUGAUGGAAAAAAUGUCUGUUGUGCCAAAACAUAUUGAUUUUUGUAACAAUGCUAUAAGCCGUGAAAGUGUUGUCUAUCUAAUGCUUAAGGAUUUGAAUGAUGCAAAAAAGGCUUUCUCAUCACUUCAUUCGCAAUGGUUUGAUGGAAAUAUAAUUACAGUGAAAUAUAUUAAAGAUGAACGUUAUGCUGAAAGAUUUCCUGAACUGAAAUGA